Messenger RNA from Anopheles marshallii, 3990 nucleotides. It is a transcript of the gene Taf4, whose product is annotated as transcription initiation factor TFIID subunit 4. Gene Ontology annotation, biological process: transcription initiation at RNA polymerase II promoter; DNA-templated transcription. The coding region runs from base 1 to 3990 and encodes 1329 amino acids. The transcript has 10 exons. Lineage: Eukaryota; Metazoa; Arthropoda; Insecta; Diptera; Culicidae. Gene Ontology annotation, cellular component: transcription factor TFIID complex. Gene Ontology annotation, molecular function: RNA polymerase II general transcription initiation factor activity; protein heterodimerization activity; DNA binding. The record is from RefSeq and is a predicted model, not a curated record.
AUGGCGUCUGCCAACUUUUUGGAAGAAGCGCUUAAAUCAGACGUCGACGAAUCCGCGGUGAAUGCGAUAGUCGGUACGCUGGAAAAUCAGUUGGACGCGAACGUGACCCAGGUGCAACAAGUUGAAAGUGUAGCAGGGCCGAACGUGACGGUCGGUGGUGUUAAAAAUCAAACUGCUGGUGCACGCAUCGAGGCAGGCGUUGUGUCUAAUGGGGGUACGAGCAGUAGCAGCAGCAGCAGUGCUUCACCACCAGUACAGGCAGUGUCGUCGACUCUCGCACAGCAGCAAAAGAAACACGGUGGCCUCAUUACGAAUGGUGAAAUAGUGUCGAAUAUUAGUGCGAACCAUAGUGCUAUCAUUAACAACAAUACGAUUACGACCAAUAAUAACAACCUUGGCAAGACGUUCGUGGUGAACGCGAGUGGGAACAGCUCGAUAACGACGGUGAUCGGUGGGAAAGGUAUUGGUGGUAGUAGCGCCGUUGUCGGUGGUGCGUUAUCGAACAGCGUUGGCCACCAUCAGCAACAUCAGCAGCAGCAACAGCAACGUAACGCAAUCCCAGCAACGGUGGUUGCCACGGGGGGUACAACCGGCGGAGGCGGCGGAACCGUUAACAUCAUCAGCCAGCAGAUUGUGGUACCUGCGCGCAGUGUUAGCGGCGGUACCGUCCUCGGUCAGCAUCCACCUCCGCCGUUCAACGUCCCACCACAGCACAGUUAUUCGGCCGCUGUGAGCAACAGCAGCAACAUCGUUCUCAGCAAUAACCACCUUGUAACGUCGUCGAAUAUGCCAAAGAAUGAACCAGUGAAAUUGGUUUAUCCUGCAGCCGGCGGUACACAGACGGCGGUCCUCAACAUGAACAACAACCGCGUCACGCUGACACCGUCCUCGCUGCCGAACGGCACGCUUACGAUGUCGCAGCAGCCACAGCUGAUCCAGACGAACGUGGUUGCGACCGGUGGCGGGACCAAAACUAUCACCGGUACCACGAUCCAGCAACAGCCCGGUGCUGGUCAGCCCGGGCAACAGCAACCCGGUGCCACACCGCAGACGAUCAUCAUCAAGAACUCGUCCGGUGGUGGCACGGUCAUGAAUACCGGGACGCCCGGCAUCGUGACGGUUUCGAAACCGAUCAACAAUCAGGCAACACCAAACAUAGUCGGUUUACCCGGUGUACAAAUUGUAAAUGUUAGGCCUGGCGCACAACCCACACAAGCACAGCAGAAAACUGUUGCCGCUGUAUCACCUAGAGUUGUUAUUGGUAGUCAGCCAAUAGUUAGUACUAGACCACCAAACGCAAGCGCUAUCACAUUAAGUGCCCUUCAAGGACAGCAAGGUUCGACGCUGCUGCUGAAGAAUGAGCAGGGCCAGUUUCAGCUGCUCCGGAUCGGUCCGGCCCCGGCCGGUGCCCAAAUUACACCCGCCAGUCUUACUGGAUCGUCCGCCAACUCCACGAUACGGUUGCAAACUGUACCAGCUACACAUUCAUCCGGCUCCGGUGCAAUAAUAGUGAGCUCACAGUCAAUAACGACGGCACCGACCAGCUACAUCUCCACCCAGCCGACGCCGGUUGCAUCAGUGGCGCCGGUCCCGGCCCUGGCCGCUCAGCAAAAUAUCACGAUCACUCACUCCCCGUCGCAGGUGGGAGGACAACCGACGGUGCUGGCGGCACAACAGCAGCAGCACCAACAGCAGACGACGACCGUCGUCGCGACACCUCAUUCCGUAGGCCAACAGCAAUCGCAACAGCAGACGGUUGUUGUUACCACCACACCGGGUACGACACCGGCGCAGCAGCGAAACUCCUUAGAUAAUACCAAAGAAAAGUGUAGCAAAUUUCUGACGAACCUAAUCGAACUCUCGAAGCGGGAACCGGCGAAGGUGGAGCAGAAUGUGCGAACGCUUAUACAGGAGUUGGUGGAUGCGAACGUCGAUCCGGCGGAGUUUUGCGAACGGCUCGAGCGCCUACUGAACGCUAGUCCGCAACCCUGUUUGAUUGGCUUUCUGAAGAAAAGUUUACCACUGCUACGGCAAUCGCUAGUGACUAAAGAAAUAACGAUCGAAGGUAUCAACCCGCCCUCGACCGCAGUUGCCUUUGGUACUACCGCCUUAUCCCAAAUUCCUGCCCAAAUACGUCCGGUCGCACCGACGAUCGUGUCGCAGAACAGUAUGGUCGGUCAGACGCAAAUUCGUAUGCUAACCUCUCAAUCCGGCAUGACGACAGUGCCACGGAUCGGGCAAACCACCAUCCGGCCGGCGGCUCCCGUGCGAAUACAGACACCCUUACAGCAACACCAAACGGGUUCAACGACAACGACCAUUGUAGGACCACGCUCUAUAACUGCCCAACAAAUUAGACCAAACGCCACCACGAUCGGUCAUACGACGAUCGUGCAGACGGCGGGCGGCCAGCAGCUGCCGCAAACCAUCUCAACCACACCUCCUGCAUUGCUACCGAUCCGCGCACCGUCCGGCACCUCGAUUACACGUACUGGCGCGACGUUACAGAUACGCACCACUACACCGGUGUCGCGCACGGUCACGUCCGUCGGUGGCACGACGGUAACGACGGGCGGAAUCGGCAAACAGAUCCUCCAGACGCAAGUUAAUCAGAUCCGCGGACAGACGCCGGUAGCCUCGGUGGCGGCCGUCGCUGCGGCGGCCGCUGCCGCCGCUUCCGGUUCCACUGCAACGCAAGUAAAGCAAGUGACAGCAAUUACCGGCGGUGGGAACGUGGUGGUUAGUUUGAACCAAGUGCCACCUCCGAUGCAGCCAGUCUCGGGGAACGCCAGCGUCAUUGGCAGUACCGCAGGCUCGCUGGCCGUUAGUCUUGUACCGACCAUGCCCGCCCUCACGCUAACCUCCUCGGCGGUAAGCGCCGGACUGGGUGCGGGAGUUGCACCUUCGCCAGCGACGGCGGUGCCCGGGGGCAUCUCCGCGACGGUAGUUGUAAACUCUUCGUCCACAGCACCGGCACCGACGGGAGCCAGCGCGGUCGGAACGGCUGCGACCGGUGUUGGUAGCAAUAGUAGUAGCGGGAUAACGGCCGGUGCGACCGUAACGAGCGUAUCGACUAAUAAAACUGUUACUGCCAAAUCGCAGAACCUCUCGGGAGCAUCCAAGAAGAAGGCUAGCUCGUCGUCGGCCGCCAGCGGAACGGAUCCGGAGAGUGCGGCUAGCAAGCGGGCCGGAGCAUCGGCACAGUCGCAGUUCUACCACCACCAUGCGUCUAUGUACGGCGACGACGACAUUAACGAUGUGGCCGCGAUGGGCGGCGUGAAUCUGGCGGAAGAAACACAGCGCAUCCUCGGCUCGACCGAGUUCGUUGGGACGCAGAUACGGUCGUGCAAGGACGAGGUGUUUCUCCAUCUGCCGGCACUGCAAUCGAGAAUACGUAACAUUAUCGCGCGUCACGGUCUCGAGGAGCCGAGCAAUGAGGUGGCCGUGCUGAUAUCACACGCGUGCCAGGAACGGUUGAAGAACGUCGUUGAGAAGCUAGCCAUCAUUGCGGAACAUCGGAUAGAUAUCAUUAAGGUCGAUCCGCGAUACGAAGUGACCAAGGAUGUGCGUGGACAAAUAAAAUUUCUUGAAGAGCUAGACAAAGCUGAACAGAAACGGCACGAAGAGCAGGAGCGGGAAAUGUUGAUGCGGGCAGCCAAAUCACGCUCCAAAACUGAAGAUCCGGAGCAGGCCAAAUUGAAGGCAAAGGCGAAAGAAAUGCAACGCGCAGAAAUGGAGGAACUGCGGCAACGGGAUGCAAACAUGACCGCGCUGCAGGCCAUCGGUCCACGAAAGAAACCCAAGCUGGAGGAAGGUGUAACGGCGUCUGCUACGCCUGGAGUGUCUGGUAUUGGUACGCUCAGUGGGAAAACGCCAACACCACUACGGCCGCGUAUCAAACGAGUUAAUCUGCGUGAUAUGCUGUUCUAUCUGGAGCAAGAGCGGGACACCGGGAAAAGUCAGAUGCUUUACAAAGCCUACCUCAAGUGA